UCAGGUCCAACAGGCACAACGAUUGUAUGUCCAGCAUUAUUACCUCCAGCACACCGCGCGCAAAUGUCGAAGUCAGCCGAUAAGAUAUCGACCAGCUUGCCUUUGCCUUCAUCUCCCCAUUGCGCACCAAGAACGACGGUGACUGCGAUCAGGGUCGGUAAUCAACGAUCGGUGGUGCUGAACAGACUGACAUACCGCUCAUGGACAAAGGAGCUUCUGUGAUAACUUAGAGCCAGUUAGCAGAGGCUGCGAUGUGGAAAAGAAAUGAGAUUGACAACGGUUCAGAAUUAGAUCAUCGUGAUCUUUCGGAGAACAUCAGAAAAGGCAAUCCAGUUGCUACAUCGUUCAGCCUGAAAACAUAUGCCGUUUUCCUCAAACCCUAUCAAACCCUCCCCGCUUCAGUCAAGGUUGAAGCGGCAUCCCGCUCUAUUUGGUGUCCCAUUUCUUCUCAUCAUAGUUGGCGCCUCGUUCGGUCUUCAAACUUUCACGCAAACUCGAUAUGACCUCCAGGACCAGAAAGUCAAGCAGAUCAGCAAUGAGCAAGCUUUGGGUCUCGAUCGCAACAAGAAAAAGUUUGAUAUCAGGGAGGAAUACUAUAAAUUAAGCGCUUCUGGAGACCAAGACUGGGAACCUAAAAGGAUUGCAAGACCCAAAGACUCUCCUCAAUGGCCCAACGAACCUCCAGCCAAGUCUUGAUAUAUCUUAGAAUGUCGGCUGUGGAUCGCCAUCUCCUAGCCACUCAGCGUUCCAUGUUCUUUACCCCACCUCGCCGAGUUGCGAUAUCACGGAGGAGAAACUUGUAGCG
Molecule: messenger RNA, 805 nt
Organism: Suillus paluster
Lineage: Eukaryota; Fungi; Basidiomycota; Agaricomycetes; Boletales; Suillaceae
Product: cytochrome c oxidase assembly protein COX16-domain-containing protein
Exons: 4
Coding region: 361-696 (111 amino acids)
Biological process (GO): mitochondrial respiratory chain complex IV assembly
Cellular component (GO): mitochondrial inner membrane
Source: RefSeq, a predicted model, not a curated record